Molecule: messenger RNA, 1301 nt
Organism: Acanthopagrus latus (yellowfin seabream)
Lineage: Eukaryota; Metazoa; Chordata; Actinopteri; Spariformes; Sparidae
Product: E3 SUMO-protein ligase ZBED1-like
Exons: 2
Coding region: 381-1061 (226 amino acids)
Molecular function (GO): protein dimerization activity
Source: RefSeq, a predicted model, not a curated record
UGUAUGAAAAUAAUGCCGUACACCGCGGGUAAUACGAGCACGAUGCGGAGUCAUAUGCAGCACCACCACAGCUCGGUACUCAAAUCAGCUUCUGCACCUGUGAAGAAAACACUAACAGGCCAGACGACGCUGACAAAUGCAUUCGGACCUCAACUUCCACAGUCAAGCGCCAGAGCCACAACAAUAACAAGAGACAUAGGUGUUUUUAUCGCAGCAGAUAUGAGGUAAGACAAAACGCCCGAAGUAUUGAUACACUUGACAGCUGCGAUGUCAGAGAUGCUGAAGACCUUGUGAAGCUGCUGCAUCCUUUGAAGACAGCCACCACAGUGUUGUGUGAGGAGAGGAGUCCCACAGUGUCUCUCAUUGUGCCACUUAAGAGCAUGAUUGAACAGAACAUGACACCAAAUGAUGGAGAUUCCACCACUGUGGCCAACACAAAGACUGCAAUCCUCACGAAUAUUGCAAACAGAUACAGUGGGGAUGCCUUCAACUAUCUGCUGGAGUGCACGAUACUGGACCCAAGGUUCCGGACUCUACCUCAGCUAGACCAUGACCAGUGUGAGGCCGUCUUCCUGAGGGUACAGAACAAGGCAGAACAGUUGCUGCAAAAACAGACCACAGCUGAGGAGAGGGAAGAAGGGGCAGCAGGUGGAGCUCACUGUCCCACACAUGGUAGAGAGGAGGCUGUGAGAGAUGAUGAGCCCGAAGUGACAGAACCUACUCCCAAAAAGACAGCACUUGAGGACCUGUUAGGAAACUCUUUCUCUACUGAGCCAGAGAUGUCCAACAGUUCAAAACAGGCUGAGAGGGAAGUUGAAAACUACAGAAAAGAGGCCUCUAUCCCUCUCAGUGGCUGCCCUCUUAAGUGGUGGCAACAACACUGCUCCCAAUAUCCUUUGCUGUCUCACCUUGCCAAAGCGUGCCUUUCUGUCCCUGCUACCUCCGUUCCAAGUGAGCGCAUCUUUUCAACAGCAGGAGACAUAGUCAAUGCGCAAAGAUCCCAACUGCUGCCAGACAAUGUGGACAUGCUAAUAUUCUUAAAAAAGAACAUGGCUGUGUAGUUGCAGCAUGUUGUUACACUUGGUCAGGCUUUGUUUGCACUCUGUAUUGACAGUUAAUGAUUUGGUUUUGCACAUAAUAUUGUUUGCACUUUGAAAAGAAAAGGAGGAAAUAUUCAAUUUUAUUAUUUUUUUAUUAUUGUUUUAACUUUUAUAAAUUUUAGUUCUAGUUUCAAUUUGUGAAAGAAUAAGUUUAUUAACAGUUAAAAGAACAUGACUGUGUAGUUGCAGCAUGUUGUUACC